GGCAGCACGGGUGGAAAAGAGUCUUAAGUACCCGCCAGUACCUCCCACCAGCCUCAUGAUCCCCAGGGAAGGACAAAAAAUAGGAGUAAUGAGAAGGGAAGACCACCACCACUACCACCACCAUCAUUACCUCGCCAGCCGAGCCUCGUGUUAACUUUGAUACUAGCUGCCGCUGUGGUCAGAAGGCACCGUCUAGAAUUGUCGGGGGCCAGGAGACAGGAGUGAAUGAGUGGCCCUGGAUGGUAGCUCUCCUCUACGGCAACCAGCAGUUCUGUGGUGGUUCUCUUAUCAAUGACCGCUACAUCCUCACUGCCGCCCACUGCACUGUGGACUUCAGGGCAAGUGAGAUCACGGUGAGACUGGCAGAACACGACCUGUACAUGAGCAGCGAGACAAAUGUUGUCGUUCGCUCCGUGUCCACAAUCAUCAACCAUCCGAACUACCAGUCUCAGUCAGAGGAGAACGACAUCUCCCUCCUGAAGCUGUCCUCCCCUGUCACGAUGUCUUCUACCGUCCUCCCAGUGUGCAUGCCUCCCCCCAGGCCCCUGUAUGCCGGCAAGACAGCUACAGUGACUGGCUGGGGCACCACUUCCUCAGGCGGCUCCUCUCCCAGUUCUCUCAGGGAGGUGGAUGUUGUGGUGCUGAAGAACAGUAACUGCCAGGCCAGCUAUGGGACCAGCUCCAUCGUCAGCUCCAUGCUGUGUGCCUCCGCCCCAGGCAAGGACUCCUGCCAGGGUGACUCCGGAGGUCCUCUCGUCUUCAAGGACAGAGGCAACAACUACGAUCAGAUCGGUGUGGUCAGCUGGGGCUACGGCUGUGCUGCUCCCAACUACCCAGGCAUCUACACCCGUGUAAACAGCUACCUCUCGUGGAUCAAGGAGAACACACAGGAUGGGGUGUACUGCGCAGGCAUGAAGCUGUAAUGCUGCUGCUGCUGCUGUGUGUUGCCGGCACAAGACAUCAUAGCCGUGUCACACCUGCCAAACACUGCAGAGGACUGUGUGGUGCCUGUCCACUUAAUGCUUUAGUUUACAAUCAGAAAAUUGAUUUGCAAGUGCCCAAGUGCAUUUAAUUUUCAGUUCUUUAGCCUCUCUUCAAACCACCAAACCCUGACAACUUUGCAUAACUGUUGGUGUUUUAUAUAAAGAACUCAACAAACUCAACCACCAACCCCUCGCUGGCACUAUAAUGGAACCGAACAUCAAUAAACAUCCACU
This is a messenger RNA of Scylla paramamosain (green mud crab), 1217 nucleotides long. RefSeq names its product trypsin alpha-3-like. The transcript is spliced from 6 exons. Gene Ontology annotation, biological process: proteolysis. Lineage: Eukaryota; Metazoa; Arthropoda; Malacostraca; Decapoda; Portunidae. The coding region runs from base 240 to 923 and encodes 227 amino acids. Gene Ontology annotation, molecular function: serine-type endopeptidase activity. The record is from RefSeq and is a predicted model, not a curated record.